Molecule: messenger RNA, 930 nt
Organism: Strongylocentrotus purpuratus (purple sea urchin)
Lineage: Eukaryota; Metazoa; Echinodermata; Echinoidea; Camarodonta; Strongylocentrotidae
Exons: 6
Coding region: 1-897 (298 amino acids)
Source: RefSeq, a predicted model, not a curated record
AUGAGCCAACAGAUUAGCCUCUGCGUUCAGGAUGCUGCCAGCACAAGCCAGUCAGGGACAGAUGGAGCGGAUGCACACACCAAGAUGUCAUGUCCAGAAGAUGCUGACAUCAGGAUGCUGCCAGCACAAGCCAGCCAGGGUAGGACGGAAACCGAUGCGCGCACCAAGCUGUCGUGUCCAGAAGAUGCGGACAUCAGGUACCAUGUACAAGCAGCCCAGGUGAUCCAUACAUACUCCAAGCUUCAACCAAGAGAUUUGGAAGAUCAUGUAGCUCAAUUGAAACUGGUUCAUGAAGAUCACAAUGUCUUCUUUAGGAAGCAGUCUUUUAGGGAAUCUGUCCUGCUGGUUCAUCAGACAGUGGAGCAGCAACAAACCAUAGCAAGCUACCCUACUGAGAAGUACUUCCUAGAUUCUACAUGUAAAACUACUGAAGGAGCUCUUCCCCUAAUCCUUCUCUCCGUCCAAGCCAAUGGCAGUCACCAGAUUGUAGGGUCAGCCAUCCUGCAGGAGAAGUCUUCUCGGCUGAUGCAAGAGGCCUUGGAGAUCUUCAAGUCUUGGAACCCCACGUGGAAGCCUGUCAGCUUCACCGCUGAAUUUGAAGAGGAAGAUAUAGAAGGUGUCAAGAAGGCUUUUCAUGGAGUGCCCAUUCUCCUUUGUGACUACCACCGCGUGUCUGCAUGGAGCAAGUGGAUAACGGAGACAAGGAAUUUCAUCAUCGGUAGCAAGGGCGCCCUCUUGUCCAUCCUUGAAGCUUUGUCAAACGCCAGCACGAAAGAGAUGUAUCACAAGCUCCUGGAGCAGUUACAGGAUAGCAGUUAUUGGAAGGAGGAUGAGAGAUUAUGCAAGUGGUUUGGGAGUCGAUGGCUGCCUUGCUGCGAGGUAAGUUUGUUUUGUUAGCAGUUAUUGGAAGGAGGAUGAGAGAUUAUGCAA